Messenger RNA from Desarmillaria tabescens, 1786 nucleotides. Its product is annotated as kinase-like domain-containing protein. The coding region runs from base 194 to 1462 and encodes 422 amino acids. Gene Ontology annotation, biological process: protein phosphorylation. Gene Ontology annotation, molecular function: ATP binding; protein serine/threonine kinase activity. The transcript has 8 exons. Lineage: Eukaryota; Fungi; Basidiomycota; Agaricomycetes; Agaricales; Physalacriaceae. The record is from RefSeq and is a predicted model, not a curated record.
CGAACGCGUCCAAAAGCGGAAUAAGUGGGCGUUUACAGGGGUUAGCCCGGUUACCGCUCAGUCACCGGACGCCAUUGAUUUCAAAAACAAAGUAUACCCUAAGGAGAUUCUAGGUGUUCCUUAUACUUCAAGUCCUGAUUAUUAGCCCACCUUCUUCACUCGUCGGCGCCUCCGUCUCUUUCCCCGUUAUGCGAUGGGCUGCUGUUUCUCCGAGCCAAUCGACUUCGACGGCGAGGUUAAUCUUUACCACUUCGACCUCCAUCGUGCAGUCGGGAGAGGUGCAUUUGGCAAGGUCCGUGUUGUGGAGCACAAGAAGACAAAAGUCGUGUAUGCGCUCAAGUACAUCGAGAAGAGUCAGUGUAUAAGGCAGAGAGCAGUGGCGAACGUCAUUCAGGAACGUCGGUUGCUGGAGGAGAUCGAUCAUGCCUUCGUCGUGAACCUACGCUAUGCAUUCCAGGACGACGAGAACUGCUUCUUUGUUCUGGACCUCAUGCUGGGAGGGGACUUGCGCUUUCAUUUAGAGAGAAAGGAUCACAUGGAGGAGAACGUGGUCAGGUUUUGGAUAGCCGAGUUAUCGUCUGGACUAGAGUAUCUUCAUCGUCAACGGAUAAUCCACCGAGACAUUAAACCAGACAACAUCCUGCUGGAUGUGCAUGGUCAUGCUCACCUCACGGAUUUUAAUGUUGCUAUACACUACUCGGAUCGCCGACUUCACACCAGUGUUGCUGGAAGUAUGGCGUACAUGGCGCCUCAAGUCAUAGGGAAGAAGGGAUAUUCAUGGGAGAUAGACUGGUGGAGUCUUGGUAUCACAGCUUAUGAACUCCUGUUCAACAGGCGGCCGUUCGAUGGGAAAACUGCGGACACAAUGAAGCAUUCGAUCCUAAGAGACCCCUUGAGGUUCCCAGAAAACGCGCAGAGUAUCUGUAGUCAAGCUGGGAUACAAGCGCUCAAAGGGUUUAUCGAGCGAGACGUGCCCACACGUCUGGGAUGUAGAAAGGGUGGACUUGGGAUGGAAGAUAUCCAACAGCAUCCUUGGUUUGCCAAUAUUGACUGGGAUGCUCUGGAGGAAAAAAGCCUGGAACCGCCGUUCGUUCCUGACAUGAAACAUGCAAACUUUGAUGUAUCACACGAACUGGAUGAGUUUUUGAUGGUUGAAAAACCCUUGACGCAUACUAAGCGCAGGGCUAAUGCGGACUUGGACAAGCUGAAGCCAGAGUUACGACAGCUAGAAGAGCAAUUCACUGUUUAUGACUUUACCAAGUCAAAACGAAAGUCAUAUUAUCCUGAUAAUCAACCUGUCACGACUUUCGCUACUGUAUCUGGUGUAUCUGAAGACCGGACACUGUCCCAGUCUCAGACAGGGUCAGUUAUUGGUCCGACAGCUACUGUUGCAGAACGGUCCAGAGCAGGCACCCCCAUGAGCGACUCAUUUGUCCCCCCACUCCCCGUCGAAGUCCACUAGACCAUCCUCCGCCACAUCGUUCAAGACUUGCCAUUAACGACACUCCCUUACGACGCUUCGUUCACCUCAUGACACCGGACGCUACUUUUAUUGACCAUAAUCCAAUUUACAGCCGCUAAUGCACUACACACAUAUCCCUUCAACACCACUUUCGCAUCUUUCCAGUUGCUUUUUUGAGGCCGUCGACCUCGCAGGUUCGGGUUGACCAUGAGCUGCAGUCAAAUUGAAUAGGUUUUCUGGAACGUUUGUUCCGUUGUACUACAUUUCAUCUUUAUUCUUCUUGUCAUGCUCGACACCGUGAUUUCAAUAUAAUGUGAAUUCACU